Messenger RNA from Dovyalis caffra, 441 nucleotides. NCBI's taxonomy places the organism in Eukaryota, Viridiplantae, Streptophyta, Magnoliopsida, Malpighiales, Salicaceae. The record is from the annotation of a GenBank genome assembly.
AUGGAUUUCACAGCGGAUCAACUUCUUCAAUACAAUGGCACAGACCCUUCAAAACCCAUCUACGUAGCAGUCAAAGGAAGAGUCUUUGAUGUGACAACAGGCAAAAGCUUUUAUGGACCAGGUGGCUCUUAUGCAAUGUUUGCAGGCAAAGAUUCAAGCAGGGCUUUAGCUAAAAUGAGCAAAAAUGAUGAAGAUAUCUCUUCUUCAUUACACGGACUUACCGAGAAAGAGAUUGGUGUGCUUGAUGAUUGGGAAAAGAAGUUUGAGGCUAAGUACCCUGUUGUUGGUCGUUUUGUUUCUGCAUUGAUUAGUGGAAUGAUUACAAUGCCUGAUGCCUCAGUUUCUGCCGAGAUCCUCUUCAAAUUCUUCAUUCAAGAUUCUCGAAUGGAUUCCAAAAAGACCAGUGCAUUUCCAGGAAGGAAUGAAAGGAAGAAGAUGUGA